This is a messenger RNA of Iphiclides podalirius (scarce swallowtail), 261 nucleotides long. The record is from the annotation of a GenBank genome assembly. Lineage: Eukaryota; Metazoa; Arthropoda; Insecta; Lepidoptera; Papilionidae.
AUGUUGGCCCUUAUCGACAUUGUUAAAUACUCGAGCGUCUGCUCGCGGCACGGCGUUACAUUUAACCACUCAAGUGAUACUACGGUUCUGAGCAAUGGAGAUAGAGUUGAAAAUCGUGCGUCAUCGCCGUGUCCCCGAAACAGCCUACCGCUGGCCACUGUCUCAUGGUGUGAAUACAUCCUCGGUCGCCUGGUACCUGUCGAACCCGUGACCGGCGGACUUUGCGUCGAUGCAGCGUCGGAGGUGGCCGCGCCGCACCGC